AUGGCCGAUGGAUGGACUGAUCGAAAAAGAAGAACUCUUAUAAACUUUCUAGUUUAUUGUCCCAAAGGUACUAUUUUUCUAAAAUCCUUUGAUGCUUCUCAUGCUUCAAAAACUGCAGAUAUGUUGUAUAAGCUUUUUAGAGAGGUGGUUUUAUUUGUUGAGCCUGGAAAUUUAGUUCACAUAGUGAUAGAUAAUGCUGUAAAUUAUGUUGUUGCUGGAAGGUUAUUAGAAAAUGAGUUUCCUACUUUAUUUUGGUCUCCUUGUGCGGCACAUUGCAUUAACUUGAUGUUGCAAGACAUGGGAAAAUUAGAGGAACUCCGCAAAAAUUUUCAUGUUGCCGGUUAUUGGUUGAAUCCAGCUUGUAGAUAUAAUGAUGUAGAAUUUGAAACAUCAGGACUUUUAGAUGUCAUUGAAAAGCAUGCUAAUGGAAAUUUUGAACUUCGAUUGAAUUUAACAAAUGAGAUGAGAAUAUUCAAAGACGGUGAAUUAGAUUUUGGAAGGAAACCAGCCGUGGAUGAACGAUAUCAAUGGUGGGAAAUUUAUUGCACUUGUACACCAACUUUGCAAAGGUGGUUACAGGUCAUCAUAGAUAACUUACCCAUUUUUUUCUCAAGGGUUUUUGAUCGUUGCGUCCCUUCCAUCCACCGCUUCCUCUUCGCUCUGCUUCCUGGUAACCGAUACAUAUUAAACUUGGUUUAUUAUAUCAAAGAUUUCUGUUCCUCUCUUAUGGCAACUAGACUCCGGUUCGAGAAUUCUUGUGAAGUUGGUGUCUUCUCAAAACUUACCAAUGCCUAUUGUUUGGUCGCUAUUGGAGCCUCUGAAAGUUUCUACAGUACAUUUGAGGCUGAGUUAUCAGAUGUUAUCCCUGUGAUCAAAACCUCCAUUGGUGGAUCUCGCAUUGUUGGUUGUCUUUGUAUUGGAAACAAGAAUGGACUUCUAUUGCCCCAUACCACCACAGACCAAGAACUCCAACAUUUGAAAAACAGUCUACCUGAUCAUGUUCGUGUUCAGCGUAUUGAAGAAAAAUUAUCUGCUCUGGGAAAUUGUAUAGCAUGUAAUGACCAUGUGGCUCUCACGCACACUGAUCUCGACAGGGAAACUGAGGAGGUUCUUGCAGAUGUUCUUGGAGUAGAAGUUUUUAGGCAGACAGUUGCCGGUAAUGUUCUCGUGGGAAGUUAUUGUGCUUUCUCCAACAAAGGUGGUUUGGUCCAUCCUCAUACUUCGAUUGAAGACUUGGAUGAACUUUCUACACUUCUUCAAGUUCCGUUGGUUGCGGGGACUGUUAAUCGUGGUAGUGAAGUAAUAGGUGCUGGCAUGACAGUAAAUGAUUGGACAGCAUUUUGUGGUUCAGACACCACGGCAACAGAACUUUCGGUGAUUGAGAGUGUUUUCAAGCUGAGGAAUGCGAGCAAAUAA
Messenger RNA from Vicia faba (fava bean), 1416 nucleotides. The record is from the annotation of a GenBank genome assembly. NCBI's taxonomy places the organism in Eukaryota, Viridiplantae, Streptophyta, Magnoliopsida, Fabales, Fabaceae.